AUGGCCCCUCGUCGCGCGUUUCUCCCGUUACGCGCGUUUCCCCUCGUCACGCGCUCUCCUCCCCUCGUCCCGCGCUCAACCAUUCACUCGCGCUCCAGGCGUUUCGAACUCCUCUCUGCUCCCCACCAUCCUCCCAUCUCUCCCCGGCAUCUGCCCCCGUUCCCCCCAUCCCCUUCCCUGUUCCCCGUAUCCCCUUCCCUGCUUCCCCCCAUCCCCUUCCCUGCUUCCCCCCAUCCUCUUCCCUGCUUCCACCCAUCCACUGCCCUGCUUCCCCCCAUCCCCUUCCCUGCUUCCCCCCAUCCCCUUCCCUGCUUCCCCCCAUCCCCUUCCCUGCUUCCCCCCAUCCCCUUCCCUGCUUCCCCCCAUCCCCUUCCCUGCUUCCCCCCAUCCCCUUCCCUGCUUCCCCCCAUCCCCUUCCCUGCUUCCCCCCAUCCGCUGCCCUGCUUCCCCCCAUCCCCUUCCCUGCUUCCCCCCAUCCCCUUCCCUGCUUCCCCCCAUCCCCUUCCCUGCUUCCCCCCAUCCCCUUCCCUGCUUCCCCCCAUCCCCUUCCCUGCUUCCCCCCAUCCCCUUCCCUGCUUCCCCCCAUCCCCUUCCCUGCUUCCCCCCAUCCGCUGCCCUGCUUCCCCCCAUCCCCUUCCCUGCUUCCCCCCAUCCCCUUCCCUGCUUCCCCCCAUCCCCUUCCCUGCUUCCCCCCAUCCCCUUCCCUGCUUCGCCCCAUCCCCUGCCCUGCUUCCCCCCAUCCCCUGCCCUGCUUCCCCCCAUCCCUUUCCCUGCUUUCCCCAUCCCCUUCCCUGCUUCCCCCCAUCCCCUUCCCUGCUUCCCCCCAUCCCCUUCCCUGCUUCCCCCCAUCCCCUUCCCUGCUCCCCCCCAUCCGCUGCCCUGCUUCCCCCCAUCCCCUUCCCUGCUUCCCCCCAUCCCCUUCCCUGCUUCCCCCCAUCCCCUUCCCUGCUUCCCCCCAUCCCCUUCCCUGCUUCCCCCCAUCCCCUUCCCUGCUUCCCCCCAUCCGCUGCCCUGCUUCCCCCCAUCCCCUUCCCUGCUUCCCCCCAUCCCCUUCCCUGCUUCCCCCCAUCCCCUUCCCUGCUUCCCCCAUCCCUGCCCUGCUUCCCCCCAUCCCCUGCCCUGCUUCCCCCCAUCCCUUUCCCUGCUUUCCCCAUCCCCUUCCCUGCUUCCCCCCAUCCCCUUCCCUGCUUCCCCCCAUCCCCUUCCCUGCUUCCCCCCAUCCCGUUCCCUGCUUCCCCCCAUCCGCUGCCCUGCUUCCCCCCAUCCCCUUCCCUGCUUCCCCCCAUCCCCUUCCCUGCUUCCCCCCAUCCCCUUCCCUGCUUCCCCCCAUCCCCUUCCCUGCUUCCCCCCAUCCCCUUCCCUGCUUCCCCCCAUCCCCUUCCCUGCUUCCCCCCAUCCCCUUCCCUGCUUCCCCCCAUCCCCUUCCCUGCUUCCCCCCAUCCGCUGCCCUGCUUCCCCCCAUCCCCUUCCCUGCUUCCCCCCAUCCCCUUCCCUGCUUCCCCCCAUCCCCUUCCCUGCUUCCCCCCAUCCCCUUCCCUGCUUCCCCCCAUCCCCUUCCCUGCUUCCCCCAUCCCUGCCCUGCUUCCCCCCAUCCCCUUCCCUGCUUCCCCCCAUCCCCUUCCCUGCUUCCCCCCAUCCCCUUCCCUGCUUCCCCCCAUCCCCUUCCCUGCUUCCCCCCAUCCCCUUCCCUGCUCCCCCCCAUAA
Messenger RNA from Closterium sp. Yama58-4, 1704 nucleotides. Lineage: Eukaryota; Viridiplantae; Streptophyta; Zygnematophyceae; Desmidiales; Closteriaceae. The record is from the annotation of a GenBank genome assembly.